Monosiga brevicollis MX1 is the source of this 1329-nucleotide messenger RNA. RefSeq lists its product as uncharacterized. NCBI's taxonomy places the organism in Eukaryota, Choanoflagellata, Craspedida, Salpingoecidae. The transcript is spliced from 5 exons. The record is from RefSeq and is a predicted model, not a curated record. The coding region runs from base 1 to 1329 and encodes 442 amino acids. Gene Ontology annotation, molecular function: (S)-2-hydroxy-acid oxidase activity; (S)-2-hydroxyglutarate dehydrogenase activity.
AUGGCCAAGGCGUUGCUGCUGCCGCGUCUGGCGGUGUGCCAGCAGCAGCAGGUCAUUCCGCGUGGGCAUGUGGCCGAGGUCUACGACGUGGUGGUCGUCGGUGCUGGCAUCGUCGGUCUGGCGACGGCCCGUGAGAUCUCCAAACGUUAUCCAAAUAAGACCAUCUGCGUCAUUGAGAAGGAGGGUGAGGUUGCUGGCCAUCAGACCAACCAUAAUAGCGGCGUCAUUCACGCAGGCAUGUACUACGAGCCUGGCAGUGUCAUGGCCAAGUGCUGUGUGCGAGGUGCUGACUUGAUGUACGAGUACUGCGGGCAGAACAACCUGCCUCAUCGCCGAUGCGGUAAAAUGAUCGUGGCCUCGACUCCCGACCAGGACCACUGGGUCAAGACGCUGUACGAACGAGGCAACCAGAACGGCGUCAAGGGUCUGGAAAUCCUCAACAGCCAGCAAAUUCAGGAGCGCGAACCUGCCGUUCGUGGCUCCUCCGCCCUCUGGUCCCCCAACACCGGCAUUGUAGACUUUGCGGCCGUUGCCCGCCACAUGGCAAAGGAGCUGCUCGCCACAGGCCGCCACGAUAUCCGUCUCAGGUUUCAAGUGACUGACUUCAAGGUGGACGCCGCUACCAACGUAGUCGAAGUCAUUGGCGUCGAACCUGGUCAAAAGGGCCCUACCAAGCGAGUCCGCGGCCGCAACGUGAUCACCUGCGCUGGUCUGCACGCCGACACGGUUGCUAGCCGCGGCGGUGGUCGCGCCAACCCCAAAGUCGUUCCUUUCCGUGGCUCUUACUGGCAGCUCAAGUCUGAAUACAAGGACAUGGUGACUUGCAACGUGUACCCCGUCCCCAGCGGUGGCGGCAUUCCUGUUGGCGUGCACUUUACGCCCACCGUGAACGAGCAACGCGGCGAGGGCAUCAUUGUUGGCCCUGGCGCGUGCAUUGCCUUUGACCGUGAGGGCUACAACUUCUUUGAUCUCAGCUUGCGCGAUCUUUUUGACAUCACCACCAACAUUGGCUUUUGGCGGUUUGCCAUCAGCAACCUCAGUCUCUCACUCGGCGAGAUGUAUCGUGACCUGAACAAGCGCGCCUUUAUGAACGAGGCCCGCAAGCUUAUUCCCACCAUUACUGAUGACAUGGUUGAGGAGUCCUUCGCUGGUGUCAUGGUGCAGGUCUUUGAAAGUGAUGGCAAGGCCAGCAAGGAUUUCAUUUUCGAACGUAACUGCCUCAGCGGUACAACCUUGCACGUGCGCUCGGCCCCCAGCCCUGCUUGCACUUCCAGCAUGGCCAUUGCCGAAUAUGUCGCUGAUACCGCAGCCCAGGAUUUUGGCUGGUAA